Messenger RNA from Dichotomopilus funicola, 828 nucleotides. RefSeq lists its product as uncharacterized. The coding region runs from base 1 to 828 and encodes 275 amino acids. NCBI's taxonomy places the organism in Eukaryota, Fungi, Ascomycota, Sordariomycetes, Sordariales, Chaetomiaceae. The record is from RefSeq and is a predicted model, not a curated record. The transcript has a single exon.
AUGGCGGGACAUGAGGGUGGGCAUUGGACUACAGAGCUUGGCGACUGGAUACGCUUUCUUCGCUGGAGGAAACGGAACUUUGAUCGCCGAGUGGAGGACGCGCCCGAAUCUAGCGAACCUCCCCUUCCCGAUGCGCAUGAUGUCGACGCCUACGCUCUGCACCUCGAGUUCCGUGAACACCUUCUUGAAAUCGUCACCAAUCCGAAGAAGCACGCGUUCGUGCGGGAUAGCCGUAAACGCCUUGAUACGUUAGAGCCACAGCUGGCGGAGAUGCGUGCCGAGAGGGGACUGCCUGCCGACGAUAACCCCCCACCCCCGGCCUUGAUCGCGCUGUGGGAAGACGAGGCGGCAAAGAAGGCAGCAGAGCUCGCCGCACUACCGCCGAUUGACCAACCCGCGUUCGGUAAACGGCCUCGCGGUGUGCCGCCGGACCCACCUCGGCCAUGGAAACGCAAGCGGGAGAGAGCUGAGAAUCACAGCGACGAGGUUGCUGCCGGAGCACCGACUGCGAUGGGGCAGCCACCAUCUGCGAAGCGACGUUCAACUCGGGCGGCGCAGCCUGCCGAGCAGCCGACCGAACAGCCUGCCGAGCCACCUACUAAACAACUUCCUAAGAAGCGCGUUUCGGCCAAGGCGGCGACAGUAGUUGCUGAACAGCCUGCUGAGUCGCCGACCAGACGCCGGUCGUCUAAGAGAGGCGCUGCGACGGUUGCGGACCCCCCGACUGCACGGCCUGUAAAGCGCCGGGCAGCGCCAGCAGUAACAGAAGUACCGCUGAGGAGGAGCAGCCGCAUCGCGGCGCUGCCCCGGAAGAAUUACAAGGGAUGA